Molecule: messenger RNA, 1101 nt
Organism: Plasmodium vivax (malaria parasite P. vivax)
Lineage: Eukaryota; Apicomplexa; Aconoidasida; Haemosporida; Plasmodiidae
Product: variable surface protein Vir12/24-related
Exons: 2
Coding region: 1-1101 (366 amino acids)
Source: RefSeq, a predicted model, not a curated record
AUGCAUUAUUACUCCUUUCUUCUUAACUUUCAGGAAGAUAAAUUAAAAGACCUACCUUUGUAUAGGGUAUAUGAAAACUUAGACAGGGGAUUAGCACAUGGAGAGGAUUGGGGCGACUGUAGCCAGUUGGGAUCUUUUAAUAGUGAAGCAACAACGUUAUGCAAAAAGAUGGCAAGGAAUUUACGCGAAUUAGCUGGUACGCAUAAAAUAAACAAUCGCAGAGACAAAUGCUAUUAUUUACAACACUGGUUAUAUUAUAAAACGAGACUACUCACUUCAAAUAUGAGUUCAAGUAAUAAAUACAUGAUAAUCAGUAGACUAAGAGAAAUCGCAAAAAGGAUUAAUGCAAAAGUAUUAGACAAAAUCAGAUGUGAAUGUUAUUUUCUUCAUGAAAAUUAUUGGAAGAUAGACAAAGAUUUACAUGAUUACUUUAAAAAUUUUGAUCACAUAAAAUGCGAUAGUUCUGAUAAAGAAAAGUGUAAAAAGUUUAUUGAUUAUGUUACAUACAUUAACAAGUUAUACAAAGCUGAUAAGGAUUAUUGCUGUUAUGGUGGUUUGGUGGACGAAGAUAGUUGUUUGCCCUAUUUCAAAUGUGAUCCGAGUUACGACCCUAAUGAUCUCUUAAAAAAUUUGAAAAGUGCAAUAGGUGAAUCACACAGGAUUCAAGUGGCUAAAGGAGGACCUGCUGUAGAUGAGCGCGCUUCGUCGAGAAGGUAUCAAAACAGUUAUAUGUCUCGAGGGCGUAAUGAAGAAGAGCAUGUUGCCUACAUAAACACGCAUGACCAUGCACACGAAGGUACAGAUGGUUUUUCCCAUAUGAUCGGAACGAUGGGCAAUAUGUUAAGGUCAAAUAUUGUUUACCGCAGUAUCGCAGCUGUUACGAUAGUGGGAAUACUCAUAUUCUGCUUCUACUACGUUAAGGCAAACCCUUUUGGAUCAAAGUCGAAUAAAAGAAAAAGGGGAAAAGACGAAUUUUUGGAUAGUGAAGAAGAUGCAUACGAAGAGGAAUUUCCACCAAAUGAGUUAGAUCACAGCUUUGGGGAUAGUCAAAUGGGAUCAUUACAUAUGAAUUAUUAUCCUUCACACGACUCUUACUAUUAA